CAAACACUGAAUUUGAAAGACGAUACUGGGUGCGUGCAGUGGUGCUUGAGGGCUACAUGUGCCCGUCUAGAUUCUUCUGUUUUCGUUAUCGGUUGGUCAUUAUAUUGUGACCUUUUGUUUUUGUUUUAUCGUGCGUCAUAUUCAUAUUAUUUCUGAAAUCAUUGUAAAUCAGUCGAAGUUUCGUUAUUUGGAGGUGAUUAUUUAAACGGUGAGGGAUAAUAUACGCCAUUCACCGCUCAAAGAUCUUUGUAAGAUAAAGAAAGGAGGAUAAACCAACGAAAUGACCGUUACAGUGGUGUCAGCACUGAAAGACAAGGGUAACGCCGCGCUCCAAGAGGGCAAGUUUGAUGAAGCGGUAAAAUUCUAUACAGAAGCGAUUGCUUUGGAUGGAAAUAACCACGUUUUGUAUAGCAACAGAUCUGCUGCUUACGCAAAAGCUGAGAAAUACGAACAGGCUCUCGAAGAUGCAGAAAAAACUGUACAGAUAAAGCCUGACUGGGUAAAAGGUUAUUCGCGUAAAGGCAGUGCCUUGGCUUACCUAGGAAAUCUUGACGAGUCCAUCAAGGCUUAUCAAGAAGGUCUGAAGCUUGAUCCUGAUAACCAGCAACUAAAAGAAGGUCUUUCCGAGGUCCAGGCUCAGCGAAGUGAUGCAAAUCCUUUCAACGCUCCUGACGUUUUCAUCAAACUCCGUAAUGAUCCUAGAACCAAGGCUUACCUCGAUGAUCCCGAGUACGUUAAACUCAUUCAGGGACUCAGAAGCAACCCUAGACUUUUGGGUGCCAAGUUGCAGGACAACCGAGUACUUACAACGUUGAGCGUACUUCUGGGAUUAAACCCUGGAGAUAUGGAAGAACCAAUGGAUGUGGAUCCCCCGAAACCAGCAGAACGGCCGCAGCCAAAGCCGGAACCAAAGCAAGAGAAAAAAGAGGACGAAAAUCUUCCAGAAGAAAAAAGAGCUGCCAAAAGGGAAAAAGACCUUGGUAAUGAGGCAUAUAAGAAAAAAAACUUUACUGAUGCCUUAGAACAUUAUAACAAAGCUGUCGAACUCGAUCCUACGGAUAUUACGUAUCGCAAUAAUAUCGCUGCCGUUUACUUUGAACAAAACGAAUACCAAAAGUGCAUCGAACAAUGCGAAGAGGCUAUCAUAGUAGGCCGGGAGAAUCGAGCUGAUUUCAAACUAAUAGCCAAGGCCUUUACUCGCAUUGGGAAUGCCUACAAGAAAUUAGAAAAUUGGAAACAGGCUAAAGUCUACUAUGAAAAAUCGAUGUCUGAACACAGAACACCAGAGAUAAAAACGCUUCUUUCUCAAAUUGAUAAAAAGAUCAAAGAGCAAGAAAGAAAAGCUUACAUCGACCCUGUUAAAGCUGAGGAAGAGAAAGAGCUAGGAAACGAGAAGUUUAAAGAUGGUGAUUAUGCUGCGGCAGUAAAACACUACUCAGAAGCCAUUCUAAGGAACCCAGAUGAGCCGAAAUACUACAGUAACAGAGCAGCUUGCUAUACGAAGCUAGCAGCCUUUGACUUGGGACUUAAAGACUGUGAAAAGUGUGUGGAAAUAGAUCCAAAAUUCAUCAAGGGAUGGAUAAGAAAGGGAAAGAUUCUACAAGGUAUGCAGCAGCAAGGCAAAGCCUUGACCGCCUAUCAAAAGGCCUUGGAACUAGACCCGACAAACAGUGAAGCAAUCGAAGGGUAUCGCUCCUGUACUGUUGCUGUUAGUUCAAAUCCCGAAGAAGUCAGGAAGAGAGCAAUGGCUGAUCCAGAGGUCCAGAGUAUUCUUAGAGAUCCAGCGAUGCGAUUGAUUCUUGAACAAAUGCAGAGUGAUCCGAAGGCAUUGCAAGACCACCUGAAGAAUCCGGACAUUGCUGCAAAAAUACAGAAGCUUCUGGAAUCAGGACUGGUAGCAAUUCACUGAGGGAUAAUGAGAAAUAUAACAGUACAUAAAUACAAAUUUACCAGUUGUACGCGCCUUAGAACGUAAAACAAUAAUUUGUCGUCGCUGUGUCCCUUUUCCACGAGGACAGCUUUAACUUUAGUCAACAUAACACUACGUUAAUUUUAUAAUUUUUAUGGUAUACGAUGUACGAUUAAUUAAUUAUUGGAUGGAAGAAGUUCUCAACUCUACCGAGUGCUUACCUAUUUUAUCUUAAUCAAAGCAAAAAAAAUCAUGCAUACUUAACUGCGAUGCUAUAUUGCUCUGAUAAAAAUAUUAUAAGUUUUCUUCUCUUGAUAUUCCAUUAAAGAUUUGAAUAUAAUUAUUCUGAAAUUUG
Messenger RNA from Athalia rosae (coleseed sawfly), 2264 nucleotides. RefSeq names its product stress-induced-phosphoprotein 1 (gene Stip1). The coding region runs from base 281 to 1909 and encodes 542 amino acids. Gene Ontology annotation, molecular function: Hsp90 protein binding. NCBI's taxonomy places the organism in Eukaryota, Metazoa, Arthropoda, Insecta, Hymenoptera, Athaliidae. The record is from RefSeq and is a predicted model, not a curated record. The transcript has 3 exons.